AUGGUCGGCAUCCCUCCCAUACAAACCUUCGAAUCACAUAUCGCUCUGGAUGAAGAUCUCACCUUCAAAGUGGAGUGCUCUUUCUCUCAAGAACAAGGUCUCACUCUCACCCUAACCAACAAGGAAGAAGGAAAACUGUUCUUUGUAAGAACCAAAAGUGUUGCCAGUGUUUUAGAGAUGUGUGAAUCUUAUAAUAUGGAAGGGAAAUCCAUGAAAGUUAUUUUCAAUUCCUGCAAGAACUUGCUCACCAAACCUUCUGACCCCUCCAGCCAUCAACAACUCGGAUUUAUGUUUUUCUGCCCCAAAAACCAAAACACUUUUUCAUAUUCAACCAAAUUUACCUCUCUUAACAAAGAAGGAAGCCUCUCCAGAGACUACUCCAACCCAAAAGCACUCUUGUACUUGAAAUUCGAGUGCUAUGACAGUCUUAAUGAAGAAAACUUUUGGUUCUUCUUGAUAUUAGAACAAGAAAUUGUGGAGAAAGAUGUUAACGAUGUAUCGAUUGAAGGUGCCAGUCAACACAAAGAUUUGGUAAUGAUGGAGGCCAGAAUUAGAAAGCUUGUCGAGUCCAUGUCAAGUAAAAUUGCAAUCUUGAUGGAGGAGAAUGAAUAUUGGAAAAAGAAGGCCCUUGAAAUGGGAUCUCAAGGACAACAAAAGAAACAAACUUCAUCUUUGUUGAAACAUGUUGACCCCUUUUUACAUCCUGAUUCAAUGCCUUUUGUAUUCGGCGUACUGUCAAGACAGGAAGAUUGUUACAGUGACAAUGCCAGUCUGACUAACCAUUUGGGACAAUGGUACAACAGUGGUGCAGAUCAAAUGGCGAAUAUUAUUUGUGGAACACAUUCAUUCAACAAUCAGUACAUUAAUUUCAACACUCCACCAAGCAUUCACUUUUUGCAAGGAAGUACUGGAACCUUUUUAUAUAAGGAGCAGCAUGUGGUGUACAAUAAUUCAAAUUGUUAUCAAUAUCCAAGAGCAAUGCUUGGAAUGUUUUUCAUCAAAAACUCUACUGCGCAGCCAAAAACCUUUACGUUCUACUUUGGGGGAACAUCUGGAUGGAGUUCUGGAUAUGAAGGAGCGAGUGUAUUUAUUGGAACACCUAAUGCGGAUGACAACAAUAGGCAGCGUGUCUCGUCGGUUUCAUGGAAAAAUUUAUGGUCGAUUUCAAAUGCAAAUGAAAAUCUUUCGACAUCCACAAAUGUAGCAGUUCCAGCAAACACAACCAUUUGCCUACUUUUAUACACGUCAUCUUUUUAUUACACUCAAAAUAGCAACUAUGUGGUGCUUUUCAGUGGUUGGAAAUGCUGGAACGUUCGAUCAGCAAUAACAAAUUCAGGUGGUCUUGAAAUAGAUCAUUCAAUGACUCUUAAGGCCAUUCAGUGCCAAGGUUCACAAAACUUUUAUCAGCUUUGGCAUAACUGA
Molecule: messenger RNA, 1422 nt
Organism: Naegleria lovaniensis
Lineage: Eukaryota; Heterolobosea; Eutetramitea; Acrasida; Naegleriidae
Exons: 1
Coding region: 1-1422 (473 amino acids)
Source: RefSeq, a predicted model, not a curated record